Messenger RNA from Plasmodium fragile, 5139 nucleotides. RefSeq lists its product as uncharacterized. NCBI's taxonomy places the organism in Eukaryota, Apicomplexa, Aconoidasida, Haemosporida, Plasmodiidae. The transcript is spliced from 13 exons. Bases 1 to 5139 code for a protein of 1712 amino acids. The record is from RefSeq and is a predicted model, not a curated record. Gene Ontology annotation, biological process: intracellular protein transport; activation of GTPase activity. Gene Ontology annotation, molecular function: GTPase activator activity.
AUGAGGAAGAGGAAAAUAAAGGAGAAAUACAUACGGGCCUUGUUCACCGAAGUGCAGGAGCAAGAAGCACAGGAGCUUCGCCAAAACUACUGUCACCAUUUCAACUCAUUCACCACGCACGAUGUGUACCUCUUAAAUGGGAAGUAUUACCGAGUGAAGAGCGAAGAUGGCGCUGGGAUGCGGAAGACGUUGCUUCGGUGUUUGUAUAAACACAACUUUUAUGUGCCCAAGAAGAUAAGAAGAAUCAUUUUCAAAAAAUUCCUGCUUCAAAAUGAAGCCAAAGAUGUCCACAACUUCAACUACGACGUGUAUCUGUUACUGUCUUAUUUGAAGAACCCCAACGUAAACGAGGCGACGCAGAAAAUUGUGGACUUGGACGUAUUCCGGACACGCAUAAAUAAAGACAACGAAAAGACCAUUUACUUCUUUAACCUUUUUUUAAAUUACGCUUGCAACAAUUUUCAAUUCAAGUAUAAACAGGGGCUAAACGAGGUUUUAGCCCUUUUCUUUUAUCUGAAGGGUAAAUACUUCAACCUGGUUGAUGUCUACUUCUGCUUCCAGAGCUUCGUCGAGCGGUUCUUGAAGGAGUUUUACUAUGACGACGAGUUUUUCUUUUUGCAGAUAUCCUUUUACUUGUUUAAAAUUUUGAUUAAGUACCACGACCCCGUGUUGUCCGAGGUGCUCGAGACGAACAAGAUGUCCCCCGAAAUUUACGCGGCCUCUUGGUUUUUAACCCUCUUCGCGUCCAAAAGCAACUUGGAAAUUUCGAACGCCAUUUAUUUGAUCUUCGUGCUGGAGCGCAAUCCGUUUUUUUAUUUCUUCUUUUCCCUGGCGCUUUUGAUUUUGCACAGAAACAUAUUUCUAUGCGUCGACAGUUCAAAUUUACCAGAGUUGUUAAGCAAAAUAAACAUUUUCAACAAAAAGUUUUUGAAGAAGGUGUGGUCUUUAGGAAAAUUCCUGGAAGCCAACACGCCCAUAUCCUUUGUGCACAAAUUAUUUUUCAUUAAAAAUGUGCUCAUGUAUUUAACAAGCGAACAUUCCGCCAACAGUAAUCACAAGAAGGACAUCCUCUUGGACUUCUUCAACUCCAUCGACUACAUGUCUGUCAAUGCAUACGAAAUAAUAAAAAACAUAUUUCUAUGCGUCGACAGUUCAAAUUUACCAGAGUUGUUAAGCAAAAUAAACAUUUUCAACAAAAAGUUUUUGAAGAAGGUGUGGUCUUUAGGAAAAUUCCUGGAAGCCAACACGCCCAUAUCCUUUGUGCACAAAUUAUUUUUCAUUAAAAAUGUGCUCAUGUAUUUAACAAGCGAACAUUCCGCCAACAGUAAUCACAAGAAGGACAUCCUCUUGGACUUCUUCAACUCCAUCGACUACAUGUCUGUCAAUGCAUACGAAAUAAUAAAGAACAUAUCCCUAGGGAAGCACAAGUAUAUCUUUUUGGACAUUCGGUCGAGGAAGCACUUCCGAACGUUUCACUUGAAGAAUUCGAUCAACGUGGAGUUGGUCGAAGGUUACGCGGAUAUCCUGCGGGAUAAAAUCGAUUCUCAGGACAUGCAAAAGAAACAGAAGAAGAAGCGGAAGAAGGAGCGGGGACAAGUGUCACAACCCAUUUCUCACAUUUUGAAAAGAUUUGGAAGUAGAGAGGUCUCCCGCAAUGCCGGACUCCUCUUUUCUUAUCUGUUGAGGAAAAAAUACAACCUCAGAGGUGGAUUGAGUUAUGACGACAAUAUUUUGUUAACGAGGGUGGCGGCUGCCGUGCGUGUGCAGAAGGGUAGCCAUUUGAAUUUCUCUCUCCUAGGAAGGAAUACUGAGAAGAGGUGCGGGAAAGGCACAAAGGGGAGAGCGAAACGUAAACAAGAGCAAGUAGUAUUCCCCAAUUUGCACCUCCUCAGGGGGGACAGAAAUGCAGAAGUCGAUUUGAAUGCCUUCACAUGUAACAUCUACGCGAGGAGGAAACCCUCCAGGGGGGUCGCUAAAAGCAGGAAAUGUAAAUCUAACAUGUUUGAACAUGGUAAUAUGAAGUAUGUAGAGGAAAGGAAAGUGAAAAAUGAAAAGAGGUACCACUCGGACGACGACAUUCUCUCGAAGCCUUUCAGCUUGGCAUGUUAUCACAUGAAAAAGGGUUUCCUUUCUAGGAUGGAGGAAGAGCUCCGGAGGAAGGGUGACCAAGUUACGGAGCAGAGUAAAUCGAAGUGCAUGCCGAGUGUCCCCUGUGAGGAGAAGACAGAACCGACGUAUCCUGCCGACCAAGUGCAGAAUCUAAACACGAGUUCCUUCAACUUAUACAUGUUAAUAAAGGAAAAGGUUUUGUGCAAUGAAGGCUGCCUUCGCUUUCGCUUCGAGGAUGUAUUAACUCCUGAAAAACAGGUUGUUAUACUCUACGACGAUAACAUUGAUAAUGCUAAAUAUGUGCGUGGGUUCUAUUAUGAAUUAUUAUUUAAUACCAAGUUGAGGCAAGUGUCCAUUAUCGAAGGAGGGAUAAAUUCUUAUCACAAUUUGAUGCGAGUGGAUUCUUCUUACGGGAAGACAAAUUCAGUGGGCCCAUCCUUCCUUACCACCACUUGUGCACAUACCAAUGAUGAGAGAUCUACUCAUGCACAGGAAGCCCCGCAUUUGUAUACACAACCAUGUCUUCUAGGUCGGAAUAAAAAAACGAUAAAAAAAUUUUUCCAUCCCAAUCAUAGCUGCUAUUUAUGUGAUUACAAGCACUUUAGAAAAACGAAAAAAAAAAUUUUAGAUGAUUGCUUUUUUGAAAGUUACAGUAACUUUUUCAUUUUUGAAAAAUUUUUUUCCUUCCUGAAUGACGAGCGGGAUGAUAUUUCUUUUUCUUCCUUCUACGACUAUAUCAUUUGGAUGCAGAGCAAGGGUGGUGAUAAUUCUUCUUAUAUGGGCGGGGGACGUAACAAGAGUAAGGACAACGGGGAAGGAUCCUCAUUUACUUUUUCAGGGUUAUUAAAUUAUAUUAAGAGGAAGAAGAGUGGUGGUGUUAACGAUCCUAGUGUGUUUGGAAAUGGUCAGAGGGCCUGUCCCCAUGGUGAAGGGGGGGGUGACACUGUCACACACGAUCUGCAUAAGGAGGAGGCUCACGUUAGUUCAUUUGUGGCAGAAAAAAAAAUCAGUGAGUCUACCAAUGGAGACAUACACAUAUGCAAUAACGCCAAGGUGAAAAAGCAUUACUUCAGUUUAAAUCACUACAUGGAGUGUUGUAAUAGGAAGAAGAGUGAUCUGUUCAAUGUACCAUCGUCUGUGCAACCUAACGCGGAUGAAGGCAUAUCCUCUUUGAAUCCUCCACAUGUUAGUGGCACCCUCGAUGAGAAGGAGGAGGGUGAACAACAUAGGCUUAGGGACGAAGUGUGUACCGCUUCACUUGGGCAUGACCACACAGAGGACAAGUUAAACGUAUGCACAUAUGGUCAGUGGGGGGGGGACGUGACAGAAGAGGAUCACACGGAGGUGGAAGCUGCGUUAGUUACGGGGAAGGUAGACUCCUUCGCGGACUUUGCUUCAGAACGCCUGCACGACCCACCCAAUAGGGGGUACUCAAUUGGUAGCGACCACAUCCCCGAAGGAAUAAAAAGGAGCUGUUCCUCCAGUUCAGAUGUAUAUAAUUUGUAUUCCUACAUUGAUAUUGUUUGUUACCGGAGUUUGCUUUUGAAGGGGGGACAGACAAAAGGAGGGGGAGACCCCCACAGGCGCAGACUCUACAGCUGCUUCAUUACUUACAUAUACCAGCCGCUCAUUCCUCACAACAUCAGAUCGAAUAACAUUAUUAGCAACUUGGUGCACUACGUAAAAUAUUUCAAGUGCAUUAAACGGGGCAGCACCGCCAUUAACGACCCGAACCUCUACCUGCAGUGUAACAAGUUGGACUCGAACUUGUCACCGUUCAAGGUGACCUACUUUCCCUUUAGGAGCAUGCAUCUUCUGCCCAGUGUCCGCGCAGACAUGUGCUACCUUCCCCCGCCAGGAGGGGCAGCAGCCAACACGGCGAGCGCCGUCAACGCCUCUGAUCAGCACUACGACGAGCAGUGCGAGGAGCGGGUGAACGACUUCAUCUUGAGCAACACGUGCCUAAAGAACAAGCCCGAGCUGGGUCUCUGCAAGCUCAUGAUUUACGACAACCUACUUGUCCUCUACGGCAUGCCUUACCUGUAUGAGGUCACUCUUCCGGGGCGGAGGGGAGGUGCUGAAGCAGCAAAUGAGAUGUGUGCCCAAGAGGGUUCCCACGCAACAACGGAAAACUGUAACGAAGCGAGUGGCGUGGAGGAGCAGAUCGGGGAAGCCCUCCACCUGGGGGACAUUGGCACCAUAAACUUCCUGAAAGAAAAAGAGGAAUAUUUAACGGGCGGCACGGACCACGAGGAGUGGUACCUCUCGUGUGAACCGGGAGAAGAACUUCAGAAGGUGUUGAUACACAAACACAAAGACUUAAAGAAAAAAGACGUCCUCUUUAACAUGGACUCUUACAAAAUAAAUGCAAUAGACAUAAACUGGGCCAACAUAUCUCCUCACGUACUUGGAAGCAUCACAAGGGAACACAUCACAGACACAUACAACUAUUACAAAUCUUAUUUCAGUGUAUCUAGUAGUAACUUGUCCUCAUCGAAUGAGCAGAGUUGUCCUUCUGUUAGUAGCUCCCUCUCGAGUGACACCUCGUCCUACUCCUCGUGCGUUUCUGAGGAACCAAACUUUUCCUUUUCCGACUACCAUAACCUGUACACCAAGAAUGCCAAAAUGAUAAGAAAUGAGGAAAACAAAAGGAAGGAGAGGAGGAGGAUGAACAGAAGAGGAGGAAGAACGAGCCCGCGCGAGGAUGGGGAAGCCUUUCAUACAUGUGGUCGUAAUAGGAAGGCCAAAAUAGACGUUGUUAACAUAUAUGCUGUGUUUGAUAUUCACACGCUCUGCAAAAUAACAACCACACGUGGUUCCGGCAGGACGCUUUACUUUUACUUUGCCACCAACAGGAGCACCCCGCUGAUGGUCCUCAACUUUGACAGCGACAUGGAGGUGCAGUCCUGCGUGCGCUCCAUCAGGGAAGUCUACUCUCGUUACGCCAACGGGGAAAGAGGCGCAUCAGGGGAGGCGGCGAGGAAGUCGGGCAACAAUUCGACGAACAAUUCGGCCGGGGGCGCAGUGUGA